Solanum dulcamara is the source of this 1025-nucleotide messenger RNA. Its product is annotated as iron-sulfur assembly protein IscA-like 2, mitochondrial. Gene Ontology annotation, biological process: iron-sulfur cluster assembly. Gene Ontology annotation, cellular component: mitochondrion. The record is from RefSeq and is a predicted model, not a curated record. Gene Ontology annotation, molecular function: 4 iron, 4 sulfur cluster binding; 2 iron, 2 sulfur cluster binding; iron ion binding. Bases 168 to 656 code for a protein of 162 amino acids. The transcript has 4 exons. Lineage: Eukaryota; Viridiplantae; Streptophyta; Magnoliopsida; Solanales; Solanaceae.
CGGGCACAAGUCGAAAACGGAGCUCCAGAUUCGUUUCCAUUGAAUUGACUCGGGCACAAGAAAACCAACUUGUCAUCUUCAAUUCAUCCACGAAACCUUCAUUUCUUCCAGAAAAAAUCAUACCGAUUUCGUCAAUCUCAUCUUUUGUAGAUGAUAAAUUUAUAGAUAUGUUAUCGUCUUCGUCGUCGAAUUCGAUGAUUCGUCGUGUAGUUCCGUUCUUCACCACCCGGAUUCGUCAAAAUUACCGACUUUUGAAUUCCUCAGCUUCUGCUCUGUCCCAACCACAAUCUCAAUCUCAAUCUCAAUCUCAAUUAGAAGCUCCAGAUUCUGUUGUUAUGACUGAGAACUGCGUUCGUAGGAUUAAAGAGUUGCAAGCUGGCGAACAUAAAGAGAAGAUGCUCCGCUUGAGUGUUGAAGCUGGUGGUUGUUCUGGGUUUCAAUAUGAAUUCUCUUUAGAUGAUAAGGCAAAUUCGGAUGACAGAAUUUUUGAGCAUGAUGGAGUUAAAUUGGUUGUGGAUAAUGUAUCAUUCGAUUUUGUCAAAGGUGCAACUGUUGAUUAUGUUGAGGAGCUGAUCCGCUCUGCUUUUCAGGUAUCUACCAAUCCAAGUGCAGUGGGUGGGUGCAGUUGUAAAAGUUCCUUUAUGGUGAAGCAGUAAUUUGACACUUCUGUAGCAUUCAGCCCGGAAAAUCAGCAUUCCUCUAAACUGGAUAUGGUUUACUGCAAGGCCUAACCACUUUAUUAUAUUAGUCCAUCUGGUGUCUAAUAUCUAUUCAUCAUAUUCUUCUACCGUUAAGGCAGCAAGACCUGCAUUAUGAGAAUUUAUACCUGAGAGGCCAUAGAUUCUUUAUUGUACAUGCCAUUUUUUUUUUGCCUUGUUGGAGCUGGUUGGAAGUGUAGAAUGUGACUGUUAAAUUAGGUUGUUGAGUAGGCUGUUGUACUGUAGACAAUAAUUCCAGUUGAAGAUAUGGUAGUUUUGGCUGGAGACAUUGUACAAGGAAUUUUGAAGUGAAGGGUUUAAACAGAA